AUGCAGUUCUUCAAGGCUAUCAUAAGUGUUGCCUCGCUGGCUGCCGCCGCGCCCACCGCUGGCGAUGCGCUUGCUGUUGAGCCCAGACAAACCACUCCUACUACCCCUUGCGGCAAAAGAGCUGACGGCACCAACAUCGAGCCUUAUUGGACCACCUACAAGUAUGGCCCUGGUGGUUGGAGUUGCGCCCACCUCAACCGUUAUGGCGUCUGCGAUGAAUACGAAUGGACUACAACGCUUCCCUACUGGAGCCCGAUCGCUUUGGGUGCCACGCUAGGCGUGUCCAAAGUCAAGCUUCCGGGUUGCAAUCUCAACUGGUAG
This is a messenger RNA of Colletotrichum higginsianum IMI 349063, 321 nucleotides long. RefSeq names its product EC89 protein. NCBI's taxonomy places the organism in Eukaryota, Fungi, Ascomycota, Sordariomycetes, Glomerellales, Glomerellaceae. The transcript has 3 exons. The coding region runs from base 1 to 321 and encodes 106 amino acids. The record is from RefSeq and is a predicted model, not a curated record.